Messenger RNA from Drosophila hydei, 979 nucleotides. Its product is annotated as sorbitol dehydrogenase-like. The coding region runs from base 31 to 300 and encodes 89 amino acids. NCBI's taxonomy places the organism in Eukaryota, Metazoa, Arthropoda, Insecta, Diptera, Drosophilidae. Gene Ontology annotation, biological process: D-sorbitol catabolic process. The transcript is spliced from 2 exons. Gene Ontology annotation, molecular function: L-iditol 2-dehydrogenase (NAD+) activity. The record is from RefSeq and is a predicted model, not a curated record.
CGAUCGGGGGGUGUUGUUGUCAUCGUGGGCAUGGGUCCGCCCGAAAUGAAGCUGCCUCUGUUCAACGCCUUAGCUCGAGAGGUAGACAUUCGCGGUGUCUUCCGUUACUGCAAUGACUAUUCGGCCGCCUUGGCCCUGGUGGCCUCUGGUAGAGUGAAUGUCAAGCGCCUUGUCACCCACCAUUUCGAUAUAACUGAGACACAGAAAGCAUUCGAAACUGCUCGGGAUGGCUUAGGUGGUGCCAUCAAAGUUAUGAUACAUGUACAAAAGAGGAAUACCAACAAUCCUGUAAAAUGUUAGUUUGUAGAUUGUAGUAAGCCAUGAGCUUAAAUUCCGAAAGCAUGUCAUAUGUGGCGUUAACAGAAACAAUAAAUUUAUUAGCUUGGUACAAAAUUAUCCGUUUGUUUUUAUAGUUUCCAAAUUGUUUGUAUUUAUAUGAGCUAAGUUUCGAACAUUAAAAUUUGGAGUCAAGCUACCAAAAACAGACAAAAGGUCCAAUAUGCUGCCUUGGCAGCUACCUCGCCCUCUUUACGCUAUGUUUGGAUGUUGCCGUCCAUUGGCUCUGAUGGCCCGAUACCGUAAUGAAGGUAAAACUGGCACCGACUGUGAGUUGAAGAAACGAGGACGAAAACGAGAUCAAUUGGUUAAGACUGAAGAAAACGUUGAUAAUGUUACGGAAAAGCAAAAUGCUACCACUUUCAAACCCACACCAGAGUCCAAUUUACGGCCUUUAAAUCAAAACCAAGAUAUGAAUGUCAAGUUAUACUCAGGUGUUCACACAUUGGGAGUAGGGGCGAAAGCCUUUGUUGCUAUGGCCGUUAUUAAGAAAAAGGAAUCUAGUCGAAGAUUAUCUAAGCCUGAAAUGCAAAGCACAUGUGAUGCGGCUAAAAGUGAUCGAAUAUUUGAAACGAAAGCGGAAUCCGAACUUGCAAAAAAUCCAAUAGUGCUCGAGGCAGAACGCACGACUUUUGAUCAAAGU